Schistosoma margrebowiei is the source of this 534-nucleotide messenger RNA. The record is from the annotation of a GenBank genome assembly. NCBI's taxonomy places the organism in Eukaryota, Metazoa, Platyhelminthes, Trematoda, Strigeidida, Schistosomatidae.
AUGAUUUAUGCGAAUAGUAGCUUAGAUGCGAAGAGUAGAGAGUUACUCGAUUUGCAUGAAAAAUAUAGACAGGAUUUAGUUGAUUGUAAAGUUGAUGGACAACCUCCAGCUAAAUAUAUGUCACCAUUGAAAUGGAAUUACAAUCUGGCUGCACAAGCACAAACAUUGGCGAACAAAUGCAUAUUGCAACAUGACAAACGUCAUUCGGAUGAAUUCGAUUGGGUUGGACAAAAUAUUGCUCUCCAUCCAACCAUUAAGUCUGGUAAUUGGAAUAGAGAGAAACCAUAUGAAGUGAAAUCACGUGAGUUGUGCCCACGUGCUGAAAAUACGAACAAUGCGAGGUUUGUUUCAUCAACAAUUGGUCAGUUGGAUGAAUUUACUGUAUCAAAUGUGUUGAAUGGGCAAACCAUUUCACUGGGUAUGGUUAAUAGUUCAAAUGAUGGAAAUCCUAUGAAUAUUAAAAUGUUUAAUAACACUUCAUUUGAGCCAAAUACAUUAAUGAAUGAUUCUAUUUGUUAUGAUAUUUUUCAUUGA